Molecule: messenger RNA, 1692 nt
Organism: Homarus americanus (American lobster)
Lineage: Eukaryota; Metazoa; Arthropoda; Malacostraca; Decapoda; Nephropidae
Product: glutathione peroxidase-like
Exons: 4
Biological process (GO): response to oxidative stress
Molecular function (GO): glutathione peroxidase activity
Source: RefSeq, a predicted model, not a curated record
ACCUCCAUGUGUACAUAUGUUGGUGUACAUGUGUGGGUGUACCUCCAUGUGUACAUAUGCUGGUGUACACGUGUGGGUAUAACACAGUGGUGUACCUAUGUACCUGUGGUGUACAUAUGUUGGCGUACACGUGUGGGUGUAAGUCAGUGGUGUACAUGUGAGGGUGUACCUCUGUGACGUACAUAUGUUGGUGUACAUGUGCAUGUGUGGGUGUAACUCAGUGGUGUACAUGUGUGGGUGUAUCCCAGUGAUGUACUGUACAUGUGUGGGUGUGCCUUAAUGGUGCACAUGUGCAGGUGUACUUCUAUGGUGUACAUAUGUUGGUGUGCAUGUGCAUGUGUGGGUGUAACUCAGUAGUGUACAUGUGUGGGUAUACUAUUAUAAUGUGUACGUAAGUGGGUGUAGCUCUUCCCUUGUAUGCAUGUGUGAUUGUACUUAUAUGACGUACAUGCAUGGCUGUAUCUCCCUGGUGUACACAGGUAGCACUGCCUUCCCUGUGUUUACAUAGCUCUGUUUACCCUCGUAAUCUUCCAGUCAUCCAAUGUUGAUUCACAGAGGUAACAACACCUUGCUCCAUCACCGAUGUUUACACAGCGUGCCAAGACGCUGAUCCCGAAGGCCACACUCCAGGUGUAUAAAGUCACCCGACGAAGGGCGUCUAUCUAACAGUAGUGUGCCUUUGCUGGUACCGUCAUGGACCGCCGAGUGAUGCCGCUGUUACUCCUGGGGGCGACAUCCCUGGUCGUUAACCCGGUGGUGGGGAAAAUCUUCGCCGCUCGACGGUGUGGGGACGUCGAGGGGGACCUGUACCAGUUCUCAGCAAAGACUCUCAACGGCUCGGAGGUCAUCAACUUCGACCGAUACAGGGGCAAGGUGGUGCUGGUAAUCAACGUGGCCACCUACUGAGGGCUCACCACCGCCUCCUACCACCAGAUGAAUGCACUGGCUGAGUUUUACGAAAAUCAGGACCUCGUUUUUCUUGGUUUCCCCUGUAACCAAUUCGGUAAGCAAGAGCCGGGAGCCAACGCCACGGAGAUCUACAACGGGAUCCGCCACGUCCGGCCCGGAGGAGGGUUCGAGACGAAGAUAACCCUCUUCGAGAAAACUGACGUGAACGGCCAACAUGAGAACGAGAUCUUUACGUUCUUAAAGAGUGCCUGUACCUACACAGACACGGAUUUCGAGACUCGUCUGUACUACGAGCCUAAGAGAGUUGGGGACAUUCACUGGAACUUCGAGAAGUUCCUCGUGGGGAGAGACGGCAAGCCUAGAGUUCGCUACCACCCGGAAGUUACCGACCCCGAGGCCCUCAAAGGUGACAUUGGUACUUUGCUCUACGAAUAUCCUCCUUCAGGAACUUUGGGCAACGUACACCAGCAGAGGGGCAUGUAUUAAUCAAUGAUGUUGAGGAGGACAUCCGUAUUUUAUCCCCUGACUCCCAGCUGAGGCUCGGCGUCCUACCCUCGCCCACCCUCAUGUAGCACCCCACCCAUGACGACGCUGCCAGAAACCCUCAGGUGGGCGGCGUUUGAAGUAGUCAAGGGAGCGAGGCCUCUUGUGCAUUCUGGCCUCUACUCUUCUGCCUGUGGGCUGUUGCAGAGGGUGGGCGGAGCUGGACCACGCUAAUCUGGAGACCAUGGCAGGAACUCUGAACUGUAGAACCUCCACUAAUAGAAGAAACCAUAAACACCA